CCAAACGCAGUUUUCCCUUCGAUUUCCUGGUCCUUCUCAGGUUCCUCCCAUUCCUCCGGUGCAAGGACCAGGCAGCAUCGCGCGGAAGCUUCAACAGUCUGAAACCGCGAUGGAGUGCGCAGGGACGGGGAGAGGGACGAGGUGCAUCGGCCCGGCCAAGAGGCGGUGCGCUCGCUGCGGGGCCGUCGGUUACUGCUCCGUCUCUCACCAGAUUUCUCAUUGGAGUGUUCAUAAAGAAGAAUGUGCAAGGUUAGAGCAACAAAUGAAGCAUGCUGAUGCAUUGAAUGCUUUUCCUUUCACGUACUGUCAAGAAGCCACAGUUGAGAUCUGUGAAAAACGAGCCAGCAGAUGUUCGUUCUUGAGCAAAAGGGGCAUUCAUCAGGUUGGAAUGUGGAUGCAUGAAUGCAAGUGCCAGCCAUUGAGCAAUUUUUUCGAGGACUUGAGGUUUCACAAUAGUUGGGAUCUUCCGAGAAUGUUAUGCCCAUGUAGAGGCCCAGUCUCUCCAAUAUCAGACCAUCUAAGUGGUUGGGAUGACUAUUACAGGUGGAGGCAUAUCCCAUUUCACUCACCUGUUGCUUUACUCCUUCAAUGGCCAAUGUUGAUAUACCAUGCCAUUCAGAUUACUAGUGCAAGGAUUUCAACUAUUGGCACUAGCAAGGAACUGCGUGUCCACUAUGUCGGGCCUGAGAAGGAGCUUCUACAACUUCCGGCCUUUGGUGAGUUGCAGGCACUUUUUCCUGGUAUGCGGAUGCAUAUUGAGCUUGUUGGACCUGCAGUUCCAGAGCAUAGGGAUGGUGAGACAAUUAAAGUCGGUGGUUAUGCUCAGUGUAGUGAAACCAACUGUGACUGCAAAUCCACAAGUUCUCACGAGAGCAAGAGUUUAAACACUGCCUAUGAUUCCACGGUUAUCUUGCAGCUUCGGAGAGGCUGUUAUCAUGAUAUCUACAGAAAUAUAUCAGAAGAGUCUUUGCCUCAUUUGGUUGUUGCUCCUAAUGCUGGCAUUGCUGCUUAUUCGAGUUGGUUACCUACAAUUGAGCUGAUACGCGAGAUGAAUGUCCCUGCAGUUUUUUCUGAUUACUGUGAAGAGGCUUGUCAUCUUGCAGCUUGUUGCAUGAACACUGUUGCUGGCAUAUCUUUUUCUCUUCCAAUCCAAUUGAAUCCAUUCAGGCAGCCAAUGGCGGUAGAAGACAGUGCACUUCUUCUUCCGUGCUAUUCAAAUUGCUUCCUCUUUGGAAUAUGAACCACUGAAUUGAGAAGUAAUGUAUUUGUCGAAGAUCAUAUUUAGUCAUUUGGAGAUGGUUCUAUCGAAUGAGGGAGCAUGUGGCUUUGGUACUUGAGAUGAUCCACUGCUUGAUGCUUAGCUGCACCUAUCAAACCCGAAUUGGAUGGGGAGAAUGAAAACUUCAAGACAAUUCACUUCAAGAGGUAAGACUUCUGCAUAACCAGGCUUAGUUUAAGUAGCAACAGCAGAGUUCAUCUUGUGCAAUAGUGACUUUCAACUUGCUCUAGGAUUGGCCUUUGGCCAUCCAAUUCCGUGUCACACACCUGACUGACAUUAAUCGAGGGACUUGCCCAAUCUAUUCCUAAUGUGAGAACACGGCAGCCCAUUGAGUGUGAGAUACAACUCUGCUCUGGCAGUCCCCCUUAGUGCAUUUGAAUAAUAUUUAUCGACCUAUUCAUUGUGA
Messenger RNA from Syzygium oleosum, 1685 nucleotides. RefSeq lists its product as uncharacterized. The record is from RefSeq and is a predicted model, not a curated record. Lineage: Eukaryota; Viridiplantae; Streptophyta; Magnoliopsida; Myrtales; Myrtaceae. The transcript has 12 exons. Bases 110 to 1240 code for a protein of 376 amino acids.